AUAAAUACAGCUUGACUCAGCCACUGUGUGACUGACACCCUUGGGACAUGAAGUGGAUACUAUUCUUUGGGGCCCUUAUUGGGCCCAGCAUCUGUGGUCGAGAAAAAUUUUUUGGGGACCAAGUUUUUAGGAUUAAUGUCAGAAAUGGAGACGAGAUCAGCAAACUGAAUCAGUUAGUAAAUUCGGACAACUUUAAGCUCAAUGUCUGGAAAUCUCCCUCCGCCUUCGGCGGGCCUGUGGACGUCUUGGUCCCGUCCGUCAGUCUACAGCCAGUCAGAUCUUUCCUGAUGUCUCAGGGCUUGGAGCACUCAGUGACAAUUGAAAACCUGCAGGCUCUUUUAGAUAAUGAGGUUGAAGAAAUGCAACACAAUGAAGGGCAAGAACGGAGCAGCAGUAACUUUAACUAUGGGGCUUACCAUUCUCUGGAAGCUAUUUACCAGGAGAUGGACAGCAUUGCCACAGAUUUUCCUGGUCUGGCAAGCAGAGUGAAGAUUGGACAUUCCUUUGAAAACCGGCCAAUGUAUGUGCUGAAGUUCAGCACAGGAGGUGGUGAGCAGCGGCCGGCUGUUUGGCUGAACGCAGGCAUCCACUCCCGAGAGUGGAUCUCGCAGGCCACCGGGAUCUGGACGGCGAGGAAGAUUGUAUCUGAAUACCAGAGGGAUCCAGCCAUCACCUCCAUCUUGGAGAAAAUGGAUAUUUUCUUGUUGCCUGUGGCCAAUCCUGAUGGAUAUGUGUACACGCAAACUCAAAACCGAUUUUGGAGGAAGACACGGUCCGUAAGUCCUGGAAGCCCCUGCAUUGGCGUUGAUCCAAAUAGAAACUGGAACGCUAGUUUUGCAGGAGAGGGAGCCAGUGAUAACCCUUGCUCCGAAGUGUACCAUGGACCCCAUGCCAAUUCAGAAGUGGAGGUGAAAUCAGUGGUAGAUUUCAUUCAAAACCACGGGAAUUUCAAAUGUUUCAUCGACCUGCACAGCUACUCACAGCUACUGAUGUAUCCUUAUGGGUACACAAUUAAGAAGGCCCCUGAUGGCGAUGAGCUGGACGAGGUCGCGAGGCGUGCGGCCAGAGCUCUGGCUUCCCUGUCGGGCACUGAGUACCAAGUGGGCCCUACCUGCACCACUGUCUAUCCAGCUAGUGGGAGCAGCAUUGACUGGGCGUAUGAUAAUGGCAUCAAGUAUGCAUUCACGUUUGAGUUGAGAGAUACUGGACACUAUGGCUUCCUCCUGCCAGCCAACCAGAUCAUUCCCACUGCGGAGGAGACCUGGCUGGGGCUGAAGACAAUCAUAGAGCAUGUGCGGGACAACCUCUACUAGAAGAGGGCCCCGUUCUGCCUACAUUUACUUGUACCCAAAUUGCAACGAGGCUGCUAUUAAAGGAGCUCUUUUCUUCACGCGUGUGUCAGAGCCCUCUGGGUCUGUAGGGAGUACAGGCCUGCCCCUCUCCAGUCUUGCUCCCUGGAGUAGGUGAUCCCGGUGCUGUACCUGUGAGGAGUGAGCUGCCAGCUGCUUUGUUUUGGUCUUGCUGUUUUGCUGAGCUUUUUGGGUGCCUCUCCUUCCACACACCUGGUUGAGCAGGCCAGAAUCAUUCCUUCCUGGGUGGCAUGUCUCCACCUCAUUUUUAGAAUAAUAGAACAUGAGAGAUGGUUCUCCAGCCUCAUCUGCCUCUAGCCAAGCCAGUGACCUUGCUCUGGUGGGGUCCCAAAGGAAAUGCUGUGGGAGACCAUGCUUGUCUUUAGAUGGGUCUCAAAGACGAUGCAGAACUUCCUUUAAUUUCUCUCAUUCUUUCCAGAAUAUAUUUUUCUUUGAGCAACAAAUCCCAUAGGGUCAUCAGUAUAGGUCUUCCCCUCCCCUGUCCCGUAUUUUUUUUGGUCUGAAUACAAAGUAGAGGAUCACUUCCCAUCACCAGACUAAGAAAUUUCUAGACCAUGCAGUUCUUAUUGCUUUCUUCUCUCAUUAUUUAGUGUAACUGGGAUCCCAGAAGGGGAUCUGUGUCACUAUAGGUACUGUUCAUCCAGGAAUGCUGGACGAAGGGGUCUAAAUUGCAGGGUUGCUGAAUUAUCCCAUGUGUCUUAAUGGGCUCACUUCCACUUUGCCUUUUGAACUUACUUUAAAGACCUUGCCUUCACCCUACAGGUCCUAAAUCAUUCCCCUAGCCUGGAUAAUUUCACUGCCUCUGCGCAUUCCUGUUUGUGCUCUGGUGCACCCUGUAUUUCCUUCUCCUGGGCAUUUUAUUUAUUUAUUUGUU
Messenger RNA from Galeopterus variegatus (Sunda flying lemur), 2244 nucleotides. It is a transcript of the gene CPA4, whose product is annotated as carboxypeptidase A4. The transcript has 11 exons. Gene Ontology annotation, molecular function: zinc ion binding; metallocarboxypeptidase activity. The record is from RefSeq and is a predicted model, not a curated record. NCBI's taxonomy places the organism in Eukaryota, Metazoa, Chordata, Mammalia, Dermoptera, Cynocephalidae. The coding region runs from base 48 to 1313 and encodes 421 amino acids. Gene Ontology annotation, biological process: proteolysis.